This is a messenger RNA of Annulohypoxylon truncatum, 2649 nucleotides long. RefSeq names its product WSC-domain-containing protein. Lineage: Eukaryota; Fungi; Ascomycota; Sordariomycetes; Xylariales; Hypoxylaceae. Bases 83 to 2581 code for a protein of 832 amino acids. The transcript has a single exon. The record is from RefSeq and is a predicted model, not a curated record.
UUAUAUGAGACUUCUCGGUUUAGGUCGAAGUCUUCUUCCAUAGUUAGCUUCAUUUUAAGUAAGCUAGCAUCCCAUUCUCAAUAUGUUCAGCUCGAGAAAUGUCUACCUAGGCAUAUUAACAGCGUCGUCUGUCUGCCUUCCCGGCGUAGACGCCUUCUGGCGUAUGUCAUGCGGCCUCAUCCAAACCGGUCGCCUGGAUCCCAACGUAUUUCCAGGUUCGGUCUCACCUCACGUUCACAAGGUGUCAGGGGCAAGCAACUUCGGCCUCUCCAACAGCUAUGAAGAUCUCCUCAACUCUAGGUGCACGUCAUGCGAGAUCCAAGAUGACAAGUCGGCCUACUGGACGCCGCAGCUCUACUACGAGCAUGCUAACGGAAGCUUCGAGGAGGUUCCCAAUGGCGGGACAGUCGUAUACUACCUCGGACGAGGCGAAAAUGCCUCCAACAUCGAACCCUUUCCCGCCGGCUUCAGAAUGGUGUCGGGAGACCCCUAUCUCCGGUCGAACGACACGACAUCCGUCACUUAUUCGGAUAGCAGCCAUUCAGGCCGUCUAAUAUCUGAUCGUGUGUCUUUUAACUGCCUUAACAGUUCAGGUGGCUUUCCGGAGCAGAAUUACAUGUUCGCAACAGACUGCGACAAUGGUCUCCGCGCUCAAAUUCAAUUCCCGUCAUGCUGGGAUGGGCGAGAUUACCAAACCGACCAGUCCCAUGUGGCCUACAUGUCAGGAAUCGACAAUGGUGUCUGUCCGCCUUCACACCCACGGCAGUUGGUCCACUUGUUUUUCGAAGUUCUUUACGGCGUAAAUGAUAUACAGAAGGAGGAAGGCGGGCGAUUCGUGUUUUCACAAGGCGACCCGACAGGCUUCGGUUUCCACGGCGAUUUUAUGAAUGGCUGGAAUGAGACCGUCCUCAAAGAGGCGCUAGAUUUAUGUGCCAAUGAUUCCAGCUUCAACGGCCAGAUCUCGAAAUGUCCGCCAUUAGCGAAGUCGCAAACACCCUAUUACGCAACUAACUGCCCGGAGCGUCAGCAAAUUGUUAACGAGCAAGUUAAGGGAAUGGUGGAAUGUCUCCCCGGAUGCAAUGUUGUCACAACUGGGCCCGAUCGUGCAGUUCAACUCGUGUGCCCUAACGAUACACCCACUACCAACAACAUAGACGAACAAGGACCAUUCACCAUGUUUGACCCUUCUGUAGGGGACAGUCUCAGCGGAAGUACUUUCGCCUACUCUGGCUGUGUAGCAGACAGCAGUCCAAGAAUCUUGAACGGAUACUCCUUCUCGGCGAGCAAUAUGACUGUCGAAUACUGCACCUCGACUUGCAAGGCUCAGGGUUAUCAACUUGCUGGUCUCGAAUACUCUCGAGAAUGCUACUGCGGUAGCUCGAUCAGCACAACCUUGGAUGACUGUUCCAGCACGCCCAAAAUGGUAUGUGCAGGUAAUUCAACGGAGUGGUGCGGUGCACCAAGCCUACUAACUAUUUGGAAUGAUACCUCCUAUUCCGUGGCGGCACUCGUAGUUGCCAGCACUACUAUUAACAAUGGUAGCGCGACAUACUUGGGCUGCUUUGGCGACACAGACAGCAGCAGCAGGGCAUUGUCGGGGGCCAGCACGUCCAACACGACAGCCAUGACAAACGAGAUGUGUGCUUCUUACUGCAAAGACAAGGGCUUUUCGCUAGCAGGGACAGAAUAUUCUCAGGAGUGUUACUGUGGCAAUGCCAUUACGAGCGCCACUAUUGCCGAUGAUGGUGAAUGCAACAUGAAAUGCAAGGGAAAUGUGUUAGAAUAUUGCGGCGGAAGCUCCAAACUGAGUGUCUGGAACAUCACUCAAUCAUCGUCAACCCAGUCGUCGUCGACCCAAUCUUCAACUCAAUCUGCUUCAACUACGACUCAAUCGACUCAAUCCGCUCAGACAAGCACCAGCAUCCUAACGGCAUCAAACGGGACAGCCACUUAUCUAGGCUGCUACACCGACAGCGGCUCAGAUGGACGCACCUUAUCCAAAGACUCUUACACCAGCAGCUCUAUGACGGUCGACUCGUGUGCCUCAUACUGCCAGGCUAAGAAUUAUGCCCUUUUCGGCGUUGAAUACAGUGGAGAAUGUUACUGCGGCAACGCCGCUAAAAACUCGUCGGUCGUCUCUGCCGAGGCGGACUGCAACAUGGCAUGCAAGGGCAACUCGACCCAGAUGUGCGGCGGGAGCUCGAGGAUCUCUAUCUGGAACAACACGCUCUAUGUUGCGACUCACAAUUUAGUUACCAUCAGCAGCGGUGGUUACGCAUACCUUGGGUGUUAUACCGAGGGGACUAGCGGGAGAGCUCUAGGAAAAGGGGCGAGUGCAGCCAGCACCAGUAGUUCGACUUCAGGUUCCAGCAUGACUAUCGAGAGCUGCGCGAGUUACUGUUCAGGGAAAGGCUACGCUUACAUGGGUGUCGAGUACGGACAGGAGUGUUAUUGCAAUAACGAUGGUCCGGUCAACGGGGCUACGGAGGCUAGCGAAAGCGAUUGCGCCAUGACUUGCAAGGGAGAUAUAACGGAAUGGUGUGGUGGUAGUAGUCGAAUGAAUAUCUACAAGGCUACCUAAUAGCUAGUAGUAAGUACCUAGUAGAUACCUAGAUUCAACCGUUUCCAAAAUGUCAUAACAAGGCUCAG